Messenger RNA from Hordeum vulgare subsp. vulgare (domesticated barley), 1287 nucleotides. Its product is annotated as homeobox-leucine zipper protein HOX7-like. The record is from RefSeq and is a predicted model, not a curated record. Gene Ontology annotation, molecular function: sequence-specific DNA binding; DNA-binding transcription factor activity, RNA polymerase II-specific. The transcript has 4 exons. NCBI's taxonomy places the organism in Eukaryota, Viridiplantae, Streptophyta, Magnoliopsida, Poales, Poaceae. Gene Ontology annotation, biological process: regulation of DNA-templated transcription. Bases 63 to 959 code for a protein of 298 amino acids.
UUGCUAUUUGUUUCCUCUUUGCCUCAUCACUCCCAGUCCCAAGGCCCCUCCCUUUCCUUGACAUGGAGCUUGAGCUUAGUCUAGGCGAUCUUCCAGCUCCAGUGAAGGCCAACACCAUGCCUGCGCCGGCGACAUGCCAGGGAGAAGACCACGACGACCUUGCACUAGGGCUAGGAGUAACGGCUACCGAAAGAGCUGACCAAGAUAACCAGAGGACAAGCAUGGAAACCUUGGAGGGAGAAGCUGAUAGCGACGAAGCAUGCCCCAAACUGUCUGUCAGAGCAAGUCCUCUUCGCCAAACAGCGAGUGCGAAUUUACGCGGGUUCGAUGUGAACGCUGCUAUUCCGGUGGAUGGCAGAGCAUCGAUGGCGAGGUCUUCGUCGCCGCCGUCCAUGCAUAUGGAGGUUCCUGUGACACAGGGAGUCGAUGAGGAAGCUUCAGAGGAUGAAGAGAAUGGAGGUGGAAGGGUGAGGAAGAAGCUGAGGCUGUCCAAGGAACAAUCUGCGUUUCUAGAGGAUAGCUUCAAAGAGCACAACACGCUAACCCUGGAACAGAAGAGCCGUUUAGCCAACCGGCUGAGCCUUCGACCACGCCAAGUUGAGGUCUGGUUCCAAAACAGAAGAGCCAGGACGAAGCUGAAGCAGACGGAGGCGGACUGCGAGCACCUGAAGCGUCACUGCGAGGCGCUGGCACGGGAGAACCGUAAGCUGCAACGGGAGGUGGCGGAGCUGCGCGCCUACGGCCGUGCCCCAUAUCCACCCUACAAUCACCACCUGCUGUCUGGGUUCAGCACGGUGCUCCCCGCAGCGUGCCCGUCAUGCGUCGCCACCACUCAUUCCACCAUCGCCGCCGUGUCGUCUCCGGGACCGGCCGCGUCCACCUUGUUUCCCAGGCCUCGCUUUGGCGCCUUCACCGCCGGCCACCCGGUGCUCCGCCGCCAGCCAUCGACGACGUUGUGACGUGGCUAGCUUAGCUAGCCCGUCCAUGUUGCGUGAGCUGUGUAAAUACUCCCUCCGUCCCAUAAUAUAAGAACGUUUUUUAAAAACGUUCUUAUAUUAUGAGACAGAGGGAAUAGUUUCUUGGUUUUUUGUCACCAGUGAUGUACAUACAUAGAAAGGAAAAAAACCAUCAAUGCAUACUUUAAUUAGCCAAGUUUAGUUAACAGUAGAUGAACUCGCUUAUAUAGUAGGUGUGGAAUUUGCGUGAUUGCGUACGUGGCUGACUUUGGAAAGUUGAAUUGGCUUUUGUAAAAUAGUAUGAUGAUAAUGAUGAUGUGGUUUGUAGACU